Molecule: messenger RNA, 914 nt
Organism: Limanda limanda (common dab)
Lineage: Eukaryota; Metazoa; Chordata; Actinopteri; Pleuronectiformes; Pleuronectidae
Gene: polr2d
Product: RNA polymerase II subunit D
Exons: 4
Coding region: 306-740 (144 amino acids)
Biological process (GO): transcription initiation at RNA polymerase II promoter; nuclear-transcribed mRNA catabolic process, deadenylation-dependent decay; mRNA export from nucleus in response to heat stress
Cellular component (GO): P-body; RNA polymerase II, core complex
Molecular function (GO): nucleotide binding; translation initiation factor binding
Source: RefSeq, a predicted model, not a curated record
GGACCCGGAAGUGAUUCUGUAUUAGAGGCUGAAAGGCGCCGAGGCACGCGUCCUGUUAUUGUCCCCGGUAACUGUCCCCGGUAUCUGUUUCCGGAACCUGUCCCCGGUAUCUGUCUCCGGUAACUGUCCCCGGUAACUGUCUCCGGAGCCUGUCCCCGGUAACUGUCCCCGGUAACUGUCCCCGGAACCUGUCCCCGGUAUCUGUCUCCGGAACCUGUCCCCGGUAACUGUCCCCGGUAACUGUCCCCGGAAUCUGUCCCCGGUUCCCCCAGAAUCCCGGAGCGGGUCCCCGCGGAAGUGUCGUCAUGGCGACGGGAGGCGGCGCUGCUCCUCCUCAGGUCGGUGAUGUUGAAGAAGACGCGUCACAGCUGCUGUUUCCUAAAGAGUUUGAGAACGCGGAGACGCUGCUGAACUCGGAGGUGCACAUGCUGCUGGAGCACAGGAAGCAGCAGAACGAGAGCGCCGAGGACGAGCAGGAGCUGUCCGAGGUCUUCAUGAAGACGCUGAACUACACGGCUCGGUUCAGCCGCUUCAAGAACAGAGAGACCAUCACGGCCGUGCGCAGUCUUCUCCUGCAGAAGAAACUUCAUAAGUUCGAGUUGUCGAGUUUAGCGAACCUGUGUCCGGAGGCUGCGGAGGAGGCCAAGGCUCUGAUCCCCAGUCUGGAGGGACGCUUCGAGGACGAGGAGCUGCAGCAGAUCCUCGACGACAUCCAGACCAAGAGGAGCUUCCAGUACUGAGACCGGGUCCUGAACCAGUGCUGAGACCAGGACCUGAAUCAGUACUGAGACCAGGACCUGAACCACUCUCUGGUCUCAGGUGGUCUUGGAUUGUCUUGGACAGAUUGAUAAUCGGUCACUCUCCAUGUUUUCACUUUACUUCUACAACAAUAAACCUUGUUUUGUGCUUUUCUA